Messenger RNA from Sorex fumeus (smoky shrew), 2494 nucleotides. RefSeq names its product transcription elongation factor A1 (gene TCEA1). The record is from RefSeq and is a predicted model, not a curated record. Gene Ontology annotation, biological process: transcription elongation by RNA polymerase II; DNA-templated transcription; positive regulation of transcription by RNA polymerase II. Gene Ontology annotation, molecular function: nucleic acid binding; zinc ion binding. The transcript has 10 exons. The coding region runs from base 67 to 972 and encodes 301 amino acids. Gene Ontology annotation, cellular component: nucleus. NCBI's taxonomy places the organism in Eukaryota, Metazoa, Chordata, Mammalia, Eulipotyphla, Soricidae.
CGCGGCCGGGCCGGGCUCCGGGGACGGCGUAGGCGCGGGCCGGGGCUCGCGGCGCCCAGGGCGGCCAUGGACGACGAGGUGGUGCGCAUCGCCCGCAAGAUGGACCGCAUGGUGCAGAAGAAGAACGCGGCCGGAGCGUUGGAUUUGUUGAAGGAGCUUAAGAAUAUUCCUAUGACCCUGGAGUUAUUACAGUCCACAAGGAUCGGGAUGUCGGUGAACGCCAUCCGCAAGCAGAGCACGGACGAAGAGGUGACGUCGCUAGCCAAGUCCCUCAUCAAGUCCUGGAAGAAGCUACUAGAUGGGCCAUCGACUGAUAAAGACACCGAAGAAAAGAAAAAAGAAGCUGCAAUUACAUCACAGAACAGCCCUGAAGCGAGGGAAGAAAGUAGCUCCAGUGGCACCGUCAGCAGCAGGAAGGACGAGACGAACGCCCGGGACACUUACGUCUCCUCGUUCCCGCGGGCGCCGAGCACGUCCGACUCGGUUCGGUUGAAGUGUCGGGAGAUGCUGGCCGCGGCCCUCCGGACAGGCGAUGACUACAUCGCCAUUGGAGCCGACGAGGAGGAGUUGGGAUCUCAGAUCGAGGAAGCUAUAUAUCAAGAAAUAAGGAAUACAGACAUGAAGUAUAAGAAUAGAGUACGAAGUAGGAUAUCCAACCUUAAGGAUGCCAAGAACCCGAAUUUAAGGAAAAAUGUGUUGUGUGGGAAUAUUCCUCCUGACUUAUUUGCUAGGAUGACAGCAGAGGAAAUGGCCAGUGACGAGCUCAAGGAGAUGCGGAAGAACCUGACCAAAGAGGCCAUCCGGGAGCACCAGAUGGCCAAGACGGGGGGCACGCAGACGGACCUGUUCACCUGCGGCAAGUGCAAGAAGAAGAACUGCACCUACACCCAGGUUCAAACUCGGAGCGCUGAUGAGCCGAUGACUACGUUUGUCGUCUGUAAUGAGUGUGGGAACCGGUGGAAGUUCUGUUGAGUUGGAAGAAUUGGAGAAAUUUCCGGACCAUUAAGAAAAUGGAUUUUAUAAUUAGUUUUAAAGCUAAGCAGAGCAACUAGUUUCCUGCAAAUCAGAUUUUUUAAGUAAUGUACAUCCUUUGGGUUAGAUUUUGUUCCUGACAGCAUCCCUUCCUUAAAAGCCGCUCUAGUGUCAGAUUAGUAGAGAGACCAUUUAAUUGUAUGGCAUCUGUUUCAAAACAUUCUUUCUCUUUUUUUUUUUAUAUAAGUAAGUUGAUAUUAAACUUUUAUCAGUUAAACUGUCGGUUUCUUCUCACCUACUUUCCUUCUCUAAGGAAAAUGUACCUUAACAAUAUUAUUGUCUGAAGCAUACGUAGUCAAAAUGGUAUUUUUCUCAGUUAAUACAGAAACGGAUAAAUGGAAGUUACGUUUCUCCCCUCCCCCCCAAUUUUGGCAUGUACUGCAAAUAGUGAAGGAGGAGAAAAGGUCAUAUGAAAAUUUUAUCAAGUGUGUAUUCAGAUAAUACCAGCUUCUCUAAAUUGUACAUACUAUUUGAACUAGAAUAUGAAAUUGAUCUUAAUUAUUAUGUUCAUAAGCCUGGGUAAAUUAGCUAUUUUGCAUUCGUAACUGAUCAUCACUUGUAAUUCCUUGUACAUGUUUACUUGUUCUUUCAUCGAUUUAUUUCACUUUCGUCGCCAUCCGCUGGGUUGUAUUUGCCUGUUUCCAACAGUCCUUCGGCUUUGCAGAACGGCUUCUAGUUCGGUAGACUUCCUAAGUCUCAGCGCGGGCCAAGAGUGGGAAUUUCCUGCUGCCUCCCUCCCCUUCCUGCGAAGAUUUUGUGUUCGCAUUUACCCUAGCGUAGUCCUUGUCAACCAACAGUUCUCGGCUGGUCUUUGGCUUGGAGAUCUGGGCUGGCCGAAGAUUAAGUGUAGGACGGGUUGGCCGAGUUCGUUAAAUCAUUAAAACUCGCCACUCCCUAGGGAGAGCGGGGUUAAGGGAGAAAAUAUCUUUGUCGACAGUCUUACUGGUUGACUUUCUCAUGGCUGAAUGAACGCAGAGACAGACGGCCUGUAACGCACUCUGGUUGACAUCGGGGCUGCGUUUGGCCGUGCAGAGGCACCGUUUGUCCUGUUCGGAGCGAGGGGGCUGGUUUCCACUUGGCCCCGUAGGCCCCAGUUGCCCUGGCCUGUCUUACAAGUUCCCUGUCACCCAGCCCACACAUGAUCAUGUUGCACCUUGGCUCUGCUGCGCACGCGCAGGAAGGCCUCCGCGUCCGCGGUCCUUGCCCCGACUCCCCCUUGGCCCACGUUCGCAAAUCAGACGACGUUACACCGAAGACAGCUUCUAAAGCUCCCUAACUGGCCGCCAGUUCCACUCCGUCCGCUUUGUCGGCUCAUGCACUUAGCCUUUGUUUGCCUCAUUUUCAAAAUUGAAGUGGAUUUUUGAAAGAACAAAUUGAAGAAUGACGUUAAAAUUACCCUAUGUUUAAAUUAAGUGAUCCAUUUUAAGAUUUGUAAUUCAAUAAAGUUUCUUGUUAUUAAACA